This is a messenger RNA of Symbiodinium necroappetens, 843 nucleotides long. The record is from the annotation of a GenBank genome assembly. NCBI's taxonomy places the organism in Eukaryota, Dinophyceae, Suessiales, Symbiodiniaceae.
AUGGCCGAACUUUCUGCCGAAGAGCGCAAGACCAAGAUCCUCGAGGAUCUUAAGACGCUGCGGCAGGCGGAUCUCGUGGAGCAGUCGGCCCUCGAGCUGAUCGUCUCGGAGGUCACCAACAAGGAUCCCAGCUGGGUGGAUCGACCUCUGGAGGAGUGGAAUGGCAUCAAGCUGGACGGUGUCGGUCGUGUUCAGAGCAUCGCCUUCCCUGAGAACCUCAAUGGCAAGAUCCAGCUGCAUGGACUCUUCUUUCUCGAGAACCUGAAGACCUUCACCCUUGAGGACCACAGUCUCUCUGGCUUCAUAACGUUCGAUCAUCUUCCUCGUGGCAUGGAGUACCUCGUGUGCAAAGGGAGCGCAUCUGCAAGUACGCACGGGGAGAUUACUUCACGCACUAUUGACUACCUGCCCAGCCCCCUUCGCACCUUGUGCUUAAGCAGGAAUGGACUCACGGGUAACCCACUGGACGAAAGUAUCAACUGGCGGCGAUUCUAUUUCCUGGAAAGUAUUGACCUAUCCCACAACAAGUUUGAUGGCAGUGCGACUCUUGAGAAGUUCAUGUCUCCUCUCGAGGAGCUGAACAUCGAGGGAAACCCGUACUCCGGUACUCUCCACUUGGGCGUGGUACUUCCCAACCUCAGGAAGCUGACUGUCCCAGAGCUCCAGUUCACUGCGGACUUCGACGAUGUGCAUACCAAGAAGAUGCAGGAGAUUGCAGUGAGACCCCCGACCACCACCGUCAUGGUCAAGGACAAGAAGACUGGCCAGGAAGUCAGCAUUGCUGACUACCUGUCGAAGUACUGCCAGCCGAAGAAGGAGGGCUGCCAAUGUGUCCUUCAGUGA